Messenger RNA from Notolabrus celidotus (New Zealand spotty), 988 nucleotides. RefSeq names its product guanylate cyclase activator 1B (gene guca1b). Gene Ontology annotation, molecular function: calcium ion binding; calcium sensitive guanylate cyclase activator activity. The record is from RefSeq and is a predicted model, not a curated record. Lineage: Eukaryota; Metazoa; Chordata; Actinopteri; Labriformes; Labridae. The transcript has 5 exons. Gene Ontology annotation, biological process: visual perception. The coding region runs from base 306 to 899 and encodes 197 amino acids. Gene Ontology annotation, cellular component: cone photoreceptor outer segment; photoreceptor inner segment.
UUGCAAUGUCCAAAAUAAGCAAAUUUAGCCACAGCAUAUUCAUUGUAGGCUUCGGUAAGACUACAUCAGGCAUGUAAACAGUAAUUAGGACCGGAUUAGCCAUUAUUGAGAGCUCAAUAGCAGUUCAGUUUAACAUUUCGUUUUGAUCAUUUUGGUACUUGCUGAUUUAAUAAAGAUUGUAAAUGAGGACGAGGACGUUUGUGGACUUGCUGAUGUAGAGGGAAGCUUUCAAAGACUUUUAAAAGUCACGUUGUUUCAUGUAAUGUAAGAAAAAGUUUUCAGUGUUCGAGGUGAACGUUUUGGCCAUGGGUCAGCGCCUGAGCGAAGAAGGUAACCCAGACAAGGAAAUUGAUGUUGCGGAGCUGCAAGAGUGGUAUAAAAAGUUUGUUGUUGAGUGUCCAAGUGGAACUCUCUUCAUGCACGAGUUCAAAGGUUUCUUUGGUGUGACGGAGAACAAGGAGGCCGCAGACUACAUUGAAAAUAUGUUUCGGGCCUUCGACAAGAAUGGGGAUAACACCAUUGAUUUCCUGGAGUAUGUGGCAGCCUUGAACUUAGUCCUGAGAGGUAAACUGGAGCACAAGCUCAAAUGGACGUUCAAAAUGUACGACAAGGAUGGAAGCGGAUGCAUUGAUAAAACAGAGCUUCUUGAAAUAGUGGAGUCUAUUUAUCGACUGAAGAAAGCCUGCCAUGGAGAGCUUGAUGAAGAGUGCCAUUUGCUGACCCCAGACCAAGUGGUCGACCGCAUAUUUGAGCUGGUUGAUGAAAAUGGAGAUGGGGAGCUCUCUCUGGACGAGUUCAUUGAUGGAGCAAGGAGGGACAAGUGGGUCAUGAAGAUGUUGCAGAUGGACGUCAACCCCGGGGACUGGAUCAAUGAGCGCAGACGCAGUGCUGAUUUUUAACUAGAUCAUGGACUGUCAAUCUGCCUCAUGUACACAUCCUUCAUGUGCAAAUAUGUGGUGAUUUUUAUCUGGCUUAUAUCAAAAUAAAC